UGGCCGCUGCUCGGGCCGCGCGGGGCUCGCUCCGCCCCCGCCCCCCCUCGCCCUCAGCCAUUUUAGCAGCCCGUGGCGCCGCGGAUCGCGCUCCGCGCCGGGCGGGAGAGUUCCCCUUCAUUGUUACCUGAAACUACAGAGCUGUGUAAACACGAAACGGACAAGACCGCUUCCUGCCCCAAGAACCCCACUCUGAUCUAAUCAACACUUAAAAAAUCCCAGUCAUCGCUGUUGGAUACGUUGUGUCCACUGUUGGCUCUCAACGGUUACUAAAACUUUAACAGCUGCUCUGAAACAGAACUACUUAAGCUUCACUUACUGUUGCUUCUACACCAUCCUGCACUGCUGCUUUGCUCUUGUCUGCUUCAGAACACAAUAAGAGAGUGUCUUGUUUUAAAUACCUACAAUGAGACUUAGGCUAGAAGUAUGUGCCGUUCUCUUGCUGCCGGUGUACUUGUUGAUAUCCGUGUACAGUAUGCUUGUAUUUAUUCCAUGGUAUUUUCUUACCAAUGCAAAGAAGAAAAAGGCUAUGGCAAAACGUUUGAAAGCUAAACCCAUCUCGGACAAACCUGGAAGCCCGUACCGUUCUGUCACUCAUCUUGACUCGCUAGCAAACAUAAACAUUCCCGGAGCAGACACGCUGGACAAGCUGUUUGACCAUGCUUUAGCAAAGUUUGGGAAGAAGGACUGUCUUGGGACCAGGGAAAUACUGAGUGAAGAAAAUGAAAUGCAACCAAAUGGAAAGGUGUUCAAAAAGUUAAUUUUAGGGACUUACAGAUGGUUAUCCUAUGAAGAAGUAAAUGAGAAAGUGAAUCGCUUGGGGAGUGGGUUGACUGCCCUGGGACUGACACCGAAGAGUACUGUUGUCAUAUUCUGUGAGACCCGAGCAGAAUGGAUGAUUGCAGCGCUCACCUGCUUCAAGUACAACUUUCCCCUUGUUACCCUGUACGCCACCUUGGGUGAAGAGGCAGUAACCUAUGGUCUCAAUGAGUGUGGAGCAGCGUACCUGGUCACUAGCAUAGAACUUCUGGAGAGCAAACUUAAGACUGCAUUGCCACAAGUCUCCUGUCUUAAACACAUAAUUUACGUGGACAAGAAGACUAUCAAUAAAUCAGAAUACCCCGAAAAUGUGGAGAUUCAUAGCAUGGAGGCAGUAGAAGAGCUGGGAGCCAAACCAGAAAACUCAAGCGUUCUGCCAAGCAGACCUGUUCCCACGGACUUGGCUUUAGUGAUGUAUACCAGUGGCUCUACUGGGAGACCUAAAGGAGUGAUGAUGAUGCAUAAAAACUUAAUAGCUGGAAUGACCGGACAGUGUGAGAGAAUACCUGGACUGGGACCCAAGGAUACUUACAUUGGUUAUUUGCCUCUGGCUCACGUAUUGGAACUGACAGCAGAAAUUUCUUGCAUCACUUACGGUUGCAGGAUUGGCUAUUCCUCUCCACUCACACUGUCAGAUCAGUCAAGUAAAAUCAAGAAGGGAAGCAAAGGAGAUUGUACUGUACUGAAACCUACACUGAUGGCAGCUGUGCCUGAAAUAAUGGACAGAAUUUAUAAAAAUGUGAUGAGUAAAGUUCAAGAGAUGAACUAUAUUCAGAGAACUCUGUUCAAGAUAGGCUAUGACUACAAAUUGGAACAAAUCAAGAGGGGAUAUGAUGCGCCCCUGUGUAACAUACUAUUGUUUAAAAAAGUCAAGGCACUCCUGGGAGGGAAUGUCCGUAUGAUGCUUUCUGGAGGAGCACCACUCUCACCUCAGACACAGAGAUUCAUGAACAUCUGUUUCUGCUGUCCCGUUGGUCAAGGCUAUGGACUAACAGAAACAUGUGGAGCUGGAACAAUUACAGAAGUUGCUGAUUACAGCACUGGCAGAGUUGGAGCACCCCUUAUUUGUUGUGAAAUAAAACUGAGAGACUGGCAAGAAGGGGGCUAUACUAACAGAGACAAGCCUAAUCCUAGAGGAGAAAUUAUCAUCGGUGGACCUAAUGUCUCAAUGGGAUAUUUUAAAAACGAAGAGAAGACAACAGAAGAUUUCUCCAUUGAUGAGAAUGGUCAGAGAUGGUUCUGUACAGGAGAUAUAGGGGAAUUUCAUCCAGAUGGGUGCCUGCAGAUCAUAGAUCGUAAGAAAGACCUGGUAAAGCUCCAAGCAGGAGAAUACGUAUCUCUGGGCAAAGUCGAGGCAGCACUGAAGAACUGUCCGUUGAUUGACAAUAUCUGUGCAUAUGCCAAAAGCGACCAGUCUUACGUGAUCAGUUUUGUGGUUCCUAAUCAGAAGAAGCUGAUGGCAUUAGCUGAGCAGAAGGGCAUCAGUGGAAGCUGGGUGGAUAUCUGUAACAACCCUGUAAUGGAAGCCGAAAUACUGCGAGAGAUUAAAGAAGUGGCAAACAAGAUGAAAUUAGAAAGAUUUGAAAUACCCAUCAAAGUACGAUUAAGCCCUGAACCGUGGACCCCAGAGACUGGCUUAGUAACAGAUGCCUUUAAGCUGAAAAGGAAAGAACUGAAAAAUCAUUACCUCAACGACAUUGAAAGAAUGUAUGGAGGCAAAUAAACAAAUUAGGUCGACCAGACAGGUGUGCAGGUGGUUCCUUCUCAUGCCUCAGUUUUGGAUGUCUGUGUAUACUGUAGAUAUCACACGUUCAGAAAAUAUACCAAAUGGAUGAAUGUUUCUAUAGUCUCUAUCGAGUACAAUAGAGAGUUUCUUACGCUCCAGAUCUUAAUCGUUAGCAGAUUAGGCACUGAUGGUCUUCAUAGAGUUUCAUGUGAUCAUCUCCAGUUUUGAGACAGACAUCAUUGUGUGAAGCAGUAUGACCAGGUAAUUUGAUUCCUGUUUCUCUAGCAUAUUCAGACUGUUUGCAACUCCUCUUUAAUUCAUUCUGAAGUCUGGCCUAUAUUUCAAAGAGAAAAAUUAAUGUAAUUGUGAUGAUUCUUCUCACAUAGUAAGAUACUUAGCGAGGGAGGAAAAAAGUGUGUCAAAGUCUACCCUUUUCCAUUUAUAAAUGAAAAUGAGCACAACAUUAGUCAAGAAUUUGCUAGAGAUCACUAAUAAUGUACUGCUUGAGAAUGGAUUCUUCUGCACAUCAGUUAGUACCUUGAAUAUUUACAGUGCCUAAAAAAGAACAUGAACUACACUUACUGAAAUAAAGGUGAACCGAAAAGCUUUCUAAAAACAACUUAUUUGAAAUUUCAUUCAGAAGUGUUGAAUUAACUAUUUCAAUUUUGAACUGAAAUGCCUUUUUACUUGCUACUAUAUUUUAAUUCAAGCAGAGCUUUCCACUAGGACACAGCGCACGAAAGAAAACAAAGACCUGCCCUGCUACAGGAGGUACUGAUGAGAAAUCAUCACCUGAAUGCAGAAUGCAAAACUUGCAUCUUCACUGGCAAACAGCAGUGAAAUCGGUGGGCAGUUGUCUCUAAGCAGAUUGGAAAUUCAAAGGCAUUGUGGUUCGCUUUUUGAGGGGUGGUUGGUGGGUUUGUUUUUAAGGCCCUGAUCCUCUAGACCUUCACACAGAUGUGAGUAAUGGCACAGGUUCCUUGGAUGUCAUUUAGAGGAUCAGGGUCUAAAUGUCUGUAUUGACUCGAUGGAAAGAUAUUUCUGUUCACCUUUUACAUAGGGUAAGGUACCGGGGCAAGGAGAAACCAACUGUAGUUUCCCCAUGUAGUCAUUUUACUUCUGGAAAAGCAGCCUGUGGCCAGGGAAGCUUUGUUUUAUGAAACUUGUAAAAAGGGACAAAUCACUCUUUACAGAAAUUAAGUAUCAGAAUGUUCUCCUAUUAACUGGAAGUCAGAUGUGAAGAAGUGGGAAGAUAUAAUUUAAUAACAGUUCAUAAUUUGUGUGCAGAAUCCUAUACUGUGUCUUCUUUUGAAUUGUAACUGAGCUCUUGCGUCCCCGCUUGCUCUUCACACUUGAACCAUAAAUGCCAUAAGAAGUGGAGGCUCUCAAUACUGUUCUACUUUGCACUUUCUUAAUCAUUUUAUAUAUGUUGCUUACAUUUUGUACAGCUGUGGCCCUCAACUGCUAUAUAUUGCAAAUUCUUUUUAAAGUAUUUAUAGAUUUCUGUUCAUAAUAUUUGUGUUGUGUAUAUGAUGGUUAAAAAGAAAAACUAUUUGGUAUUGUCACUGUACAGAAAGUAAAAGAUUUUGUAUAAUGCUUCUCAUGAACACACGAGCUUGCAAUUCCAGGGCAAUUUUGUCCAUUACCGCAUGUAUGUGUAUUUUACUUUUUUUCCAGUUCAAACAGAUUUUAGUAAAAAUAAAUCAUGACUAUGUAUUCAUUAACUAAACCCUCCCUUCUCCUUGGGACCAACUUUAAACUUCGCCAUGCAUAAUUUUCUCUGGCCAGCCCAGAACACUGCCAGCUCCUCUUCCAAGAGCCCUGAAGGGAAAGGGGAAAAAGAGAGUCUAGUAUAUAACAGCUACUGCAGUGAGUGGAACUACAACAGUUACUAAAAAGAACAAGGAAAGGCUUAUUUAGAAAAAGAAAAUUUUAAAGCAUACAGUUGAUUUAUGACAACAGGAAAUCCUUCCCCUAUCAGUAGCAACUUUUUAAAUGACUCAAUCCUAGAGCCUCAUUACCCAUUAUUCCAUGUCUAAAAUUGGUCACUAUUAAAUAGCCAUUAGUCAGCCUGUUAGCAUCACGGAAGUUAAAUAACAUGUAAGAAAAUGAACUUGUACACGGGUCUGUCAGCAGGCUGUAUGAUUUUGGUUUUAAAACCAUGAAUGUAUUUAUAUGAAAUGUAUUUUAUCCUGACUGCAGGUGUCUUCUGUGUCUUGGUUGACUGAAGAUUGCUAUUUUCGAUAUACACAAUGUUGACAUUUCAAAAGUGGAAUACAGUUUAAAUGGUUCAACAAAUUUGUGUUCUGAAAAAUAUUUAUAUAUUGCACAAGUUGUCUCUAGUUCCUGUUGAGCACCUCACAUUCUUUCAGACUCUGAGCAGACCUUAGAAGAGCUUCUGAGGAGCAGCAGCAGCGAGCGCACACUACAGAUGCUGAAAACAAAGCCUAGAGUCCACCUGGUUCUUCUAAGAAUUGAACCAAAUAUGGAUGUGCUGCAAAAGACAAAUUGACAGAGCAUUUUUGGACACAGGUUACAUCCGCCUGCCUUCAAAUAUAGGGAUUAUUUGCAAAUACAAUACUUGCACUUUGGUAAGAACUUUAUCCCUAUUUUUAAUGAAUUUAAAUCCUUCUGUGACAGAGCUUGUGGAAAAGUAAGAAGCAGAGGAUGAGCAAGAAUGCCAUUCUCACAUUAAAAACAAGGAACUAGGAUGGAGAUGAUGUGAUAGCUUAUGAUUUCAAAAGUUAUAUGAAAUUUACAGGCGAUACAAUAUGGGGCUGAGGUGUGAGGGAGCGGUUCCUCUAUUAAAAAAGCUCAAAGUAGCUGCACAUUGUUCAGAAGCAGGUUCAGAAUUUAAAAUCAUCCUUCCAAGCCUGAGAAACAAAUUCAAAGAGAAACAAAAUCCAGUUUGGGCAUGUCCGAUACAAGAUUCAAAGCUACUUCAAAAGACAUGGGACAUCUGGAGAAAGCCAGCACACACCUACGCUUACAGUGGGGCUGGAAAGCUUCAUCUGUGAAAAGAUUAUAGAAUCAUAGAAUGGUUUGUAUUGGAAGGGACCUUAAAGCCCCAUCCAGUUCCAACCCCCUGCCAUGGGCAGGGACACCUCCUAGUGGGAUCAGGUUGCUCAAAGCCUCAUCCAACCUGGCCUUCAACCCCUCCAGGGAUGGGGCAGCCACCACUGCUCUGGGCAACCUGGGCCAGGGCCUCACCAUUCUCACAGGAAAAAAAUUUCUUCCCAAUAUCUAAUCCAAAUCUCCUUCUCUUUCAUCUUAAACCAUUAACCCCCAUCCAAUCCCUGCACUCUCUGAUCAAGAGCCCCUCCCCAGCUUUCCCAUAGUCCUUUUCAGUACUGAAGAUGUAAGGUCUCCAUGGAGACUUCUCCAGGCUGAACAACGCUAACUCUCUCAGUUUAUCCUUGUACGGGAGGUGCUCCAGCCCUUGGAUCAUCUUUGUGGCCUCCUCUGGACUUGCUCUAAGACUAUAGUUGAGUUUAGCUCUCCUGAAGAGGAGAGGUACGUGACAGGAGAUGGUUAACCUUCAGCUACUUACGGCGUUGCCCUCACAAAGGCACAGAGGGGCUGUCAGCAGUGGAAGAGUGGGAAAAGAGAGUGAAUUUACACUGAACGACAUUUAUGAUGAGACUUCCUUACUAAACCCUGAACACAAGGUCUCCAACACUGAAAGACUUUAGAACCUCCGAGUCAAUGAAGGUUAAACAAACACCUUUCAGGAACAGCUCUGACACACAACAUGGAGCGGAGGCUGUUUCCUGUAUGGAAUGCAACAGCCACGCUGCACGUGUCAUUAAAGAAAAGUAUAGGAAGAGAAAGUAAUGAGUUAUUCCCUUAAGAGUAGGUGAGGUGGUGCUCAAUCAACCCAGCAGUUCUAGUGCCCGUUACAGCCUGAGAGGACUUUGAGGUUAACACGAUGUAGGGAGCUGCCCACCAGGGCAGCCACGAUGCAGCUCCCAUCACGCACCUUCUGGCUACGUAAGGAACGGGACACAAGGCCACUAACUUUCAGCCAAGAAAAAAACCAAA
Molecule: messenger RNA, 6586 nt
Organism: Cuculus canorus (common cuckoo)
Lineage: Eukaryota; Metazoa; Chordata; Aves; Cuculiformes; Cuculidae
Gene: ACSL4
Product: acyl-CoA synthetase long chain family member 4
Exons: 17
Coding region: 407-2542 (711 amino acids)
Biological process (GO): long-chain fatty-acyl-CoA metabolic process; neuron differentiation; long-chain fatty acid metabolic process
Cellular component (GO): lipid droplet; plasma membrane; endoplasmic reticulum
Molecular function (GO): arachidonate-CoA ligase activity
Source: RefSeq, a predicted model, not a curated record